AUGGUCGAUGGGUCACAGGAGGUCCUUCUGGAAGAGGUGGAGCGCCUGGCUGCAAACCAGCAUGCCCGUCUGGAGGAGCUGCAGCAGAGCUCCGGCGUCGUGGAGGCGGCGCUACGCUCGCUUCGCCACGGCGACCCACGCCUGGCGCGGCAGGUGCUGAAGAGCCAAAUGUGCAGUGAUACGGCGCGGUCUGGGCGCUCUGAGCCGGACGAGGCAGGGCCCUGCCUUCGCCAUGACCUGGCUCCCAAUGUGGGCACUGUUGCGAGGAUUCCAGAACAGCAGAGGCUAGGCAAGCGCUGCCGAGGCGCCACGGGGGAGGAGUGUCAUUUGAGCUGGAAUACGGGAAUGAAGCUUCUGGUCCUGGCCUUGGCACUGCAAAGCUGCGAGCCUUGGGCUGCAAAGGUACCUACGGAAGGACGGCCUGAACUCCUCGAAGUGCGUGGGAGCGCCGCAGGUCUCCGGCUGCGGGGGCAGAAACUGCAGGACCGCGCAGAUCCAACCCUUGCAACGUUCGACUCGGAGCUCUAUCCUGUUGCACCAGAGGAUCAGUUGCGCCAAGGUGUUGAGGCCGCCAUUGCCCGGACGCCACCGGGGAGCUCCGCUCCAGUUUACACACCCAAGGAGGCGCAGACUCCGAACGCCUUCCCUGGAAGCUCAGAGGCAGCCAUCCGACCUCUUCGGGGCCAGCAGCUGGAAUGUCACGACUCUCCAGCGACGUGGAAGGAUGCCAACAACAACAGCUGCUACCACUACGAGACAGGGCGCUGGUGCAACUCGCAGGGCGCUGCAGGUUCUGGAUGGAAAGACACCUGGGGCACCUUUGCGGAAUGGUCCACAGCCAUGGCAGGCAACGGUCCUGUGACGGCCUGUUGCGCCUGUGGUGGUGGCAUCAAGUUCGUUGCCUCUGUGGAAAGUCAGCGACCCCUGGCCUCGAGGCGGCUCGUGGCUCCGGAGGACCGUUUGGAUCUGGACUCCCUGGUGGCGCCCACUGAGACUUUGCCACAGGAGUUCCUCGAUGCAUCCCCGGUGAUGGCGCCAAUGGACCGCAUCCCUUCGAAGUUUGCGCACAUCUUGGGCGCUGCAGUGGAGCAGAGGGAGCGGCCGGAUGUGCUGGGUCUCUCGGCACAAUUCUUCGCUUCUCCACCUGGCGAUGGCUGCUCAGGUCCGCUCCCUGUAGCAUCGGCGAUCGACCGAGCCCUCGACUAUCGUAUGGGCUUCACAGGAGGCUUCCAGCGCUAUCUCCAGGACCGAGCCCAGCAUGCCACCGCCGGUGGCUUCUUCUAUGGGAAAUGGUCUGGAACCGUGAACAUCCUUCAGGCCGGCACGUAUGUCUUUGACCUGGCGCUGGGUUUCGACACGACGAGCUCCAUUAAGAUCGACGGCAAGGAGUUCCUGACCAUGGGGCAAUGCUUAUCUGCGAAGGAUGAGUUUGCUUGCUCGAUGAAGCGCUGCGUUUGGGAGGGCAGUCGUUGUGUUGCGCCUUCUGCGGUAUCGGGUGCCCUGGCCUUCUGUUCAGACUUCCUGCAAGCGUUGCUUGGAUUCUCGUCAAGCCAUGAUCUGCCAGCCAAAGACAUGAAAAGCUUGAAGAGCUCGGAGCACGAAAGCUCAGGAUCCGACUCCUCCCAAGCCCCAAGCCUCCGGACUCUUUGGAUGCCGAUUCCAAACACGACCUCAGCCUGA
This is a messenger RNA of Symbiodinium sp. CCMP2592, 1680 nucleotides long. The record is from the annotation of a GenBank genome assembly. NCBI's taxonomy places the organism in Eukaryota, Dinophyceae, Suessiales, Symbiodiniaceae.